AGUACUGCCCUCCACUCCAGUCACAGCUCAUCAGCUCAGCUCAUUGCCCCAGACCCGCCCGCCGCUGCUCGCGCUCCCGGCGGUGGCGCCCGGCGACCGGCGAGCUCCCCCGGCCACGAGUCCCGUGGAGUGGAGCGCUGAACCCGGCAAGGCGCCUGCAUUCCGCUCGGCGGUUUCCUUUGUCUUCUGCGCGUGAUCUGGUUGCUCUAGUCAGUGAUGGCAGGCGACAUUACAUGCGGAUCCUUGCUGCAAAAAUUGCAGUUGAUAUGGGAUGAGGUUGGUGAGAGUGAGGAGGACCGCGAUAAGGUCCUGUAUCAGCUGGAUCAGGAGUGCCUGGAUGUUUACAAGAGGAAAGUUGACCAAGCCACUAACUCUAGGGAUCUCCUCAUCCAGGCGCUGGAUGAUUCAAAGAUAGAGCUUGCUAGACUUCUUUCUGCCCUUGGAGAAAAAGCUAUUGCAAGAACACCUGAGAAGACAACAGGAACAAUCAAGCAGCAGCUAGCUGCUAUAGCGCCAACACUUGAGCAGUUGACUAAACAGAAAAAUGAAAGAAAAAGAGAGUUUGUUAAUGUACAAUCACAAAUUGAUCAAAUAUGUGGUGAAAUCGCUGGCACCAUAGAGGUCGGUGAGCAGGUGGCAACACCCCAAGUCAAUGAGGAUGACUUGACACUUGAAAGGCUUGAAGAUUUUCGGUCUCAGCUCCAGGAGCUUGAGAAAGAGAAGAGCAAUAGGUUGGAGAAGGUUCUUGAGUAUGUAAGCAUGGUACACAAUCUUUGUACUGUCUUGGGGAUGGAUUUUCUCAGCACAGUGACUGAAGUUCAUCCCAGUUUAGAUGACUCCAUUCCCGAUGACUCUAAGAGCAUUAGUAAUGAUACGUUGUCAAAACUUGACAAGACGGUAGCCACACUUAACGAAGAUAAGAAGUUGCGUCUAAGCAAGCUUCAAGAGCUCGCCGGUCAGCUCUAUGAUCUUUGGGAUCUCAUGGAUGCCCCCAAGGAAGAAAGGCGCAUGUUUGACCAUGUCACCUGCAACAGAUCAGCAUCUGUGGAUGAAGUCACUGCACCUAGAUCUCUUGCCCUAGACUUAAUUGAACAGGCUGAGGUUGAGGUUCAAAGGCUGGACCAGCUAAAAUACAGCAAGAUGAAAGAGAUAGCUUUCAAGAAGCAAACUGAGCUGGAAGAUAUAUAUGCUGGUGCUCAUAUAGUAAUAGACACAGCUGCUGCCCAUGAGAAGAUACUGGCACUGAUUGAGGCAGGAAACAUAGAACCAUCAGAACUAAUUGCGGAUAUGGAUAGCCAGAUAGCAAAAGCAAAGGAAGAAGCAUUGAGUAGAAAAGACAUACUCGAUAAAGUUGAAAGAUGGAUGUCUGCAUGUGAAGAAGAGAGCUGGCUAGAAGAUUAUAACCGGGAUGAUAACAGGUAUAACUCAAGCCGAGGUGCCCACCUAAAUCUGAAGCGUGCAGAAAAAGCUCGUAUUCUUGUUAACAAGAUCCCAGCGCUUGUUGAAACUCUGGUGGCGAAGACCAGGGCAUGGGAAGAGAAUCGCGGUCUGUCCUUUAUGUAUGAUGGUGUACCUCUUCUAGCUAUGUUGGAUGAGUAUGUUAUGCUCAGACAGGAAAGGGAAGAAGAGAAGAAAAGAAUGCGGGAACAAAAGCGCUACAUUGAGCAGCAACUCAACACUGAUCAUGAAGGGCCAUUCGGCUCACGAGUGAGCCCGAACCGACCUGCCAGUUCGAAGAAGGCCAUUGGUCCAAAGUUGAACGGCAGCGUCUCAAAUGGCACUCCUCCAAACAGAAGGCUAUCAAUCAGUGGUCAACAGAACGGCCACGGCGUCAGGUCUGGAGGGAAGGAUAGCAAGAAAGACACUGUGAAGACAGCAUCUCCAGGGAACAACAAUGCAGCUGCAGCUGCCCCUGCUUCUGUGCCUGCGGCAGCCAAGGAAGACGCCGCCUCCCACAUUUCUGGGACCGAUCCGGUCCCGAGCACACCGUGAUCUUUAACCUAGCGUCGUAUAUUAGAUAUAAGGGACUCUUUUUCUGAUGUUUUUCCAUUGUUUUGUGGUAAUAUAUUGUAAUGCCUUCGUAGAGAAGAGUAAUUAUGACGUCACUCUUUCA
Messenger RNA from Setaria italica (foxtail millet), 2113 nucleotides. RefSeq names its product 65-kDa microtubule-associated protein 1. Bases 217 to 1992 code for a protein of 591 amino acids. The record is from RefSeq and is a predicted model, not a curated record. Gene Ontology annotation, cellular component: spindle; cytoplasm. Gene Ontology annotation, molecular function: microtubule binding. NCBI's taxonomy places the organism in Eukaryota, Viridiplantae, Streptophyta, Magnoliopsida, Poales, Poaceae. Gene Ontology annotation, biological process: cytokinesis by cell plate formation; microtubule cytoskeleton organization. The transcript is spliced from 10 exons.